ACCGCCACUCCUCUUCCUCGGGAUCCAACCCGCAUCCACUCUCUCCGUCCCUCGUUUUCAGCACCAGGCCAAUCAGCACCCCCCCUUCGACCCACCUCGCUCGAUUCCCCCCGCUCGCGCCGAUCGAGCCCCUAUCUAGGAGCUCCCACACCAACCCAGCACCGGCCUCCCGUGCUCGACCUCAUCCCCAACCUCGCAAGCCUCCUCGAUCCUCUCCUGAGCAGGUGCUCUCCCAGAGCCCCGCGUCCCCGCCUCCGUUCGGCCAGCCACGUCGUCGGCGCACCCAGCAGAUGAGAGCCGUCCCUACUGCUUUUCCUUCUUCCCCUGCUCCUCCCGCCUCCGCUAACCUCUCUCUCCCUCGUUUUUCCUUUCACCGAGCAGGAGCGCCAUGGAUAGCCGCCCGUGGAUGUCCCCUCCUGCUGUUUUCCCUUCGUCGCCGGAGCUCCCGCAAGCAGACCCGCCGUCUCUAGGCCAUCCCCGUCCUCUGCAUCGCCAUGGACGCCCACCCGGAGCUCCACGCCCCGCCUUCCCCCACCUCGCUCGUGACCUCCGCUACACCGAAUCCGGCAGGAUUCCAUCGCAGCGCCAAGUCCCUUGCCUCGCUGCUUCUUUGCCCCUUGUCACUGGAGACCCCGCACAAGUCCCUGCUACCGGAGCCUUGCCAAGUCCCGCGCCAAGUCAGCACGGCGCCGUCGCCUGCUUCUGUCAUGCAAGCACGCAAGGACGAGGCCAGCGCCAAGUCCCACUCCUUCCCCCUGCCUCGACCGCGUUGACCUCGGUCCUCGUUUCGAUCUGGAGGCAGCAGUCAACUGCGUCGCUAGCCACCGCCAGCGCCAAGGCCCAGCUCGCCUCGCCUCGCCUCAGUCUAUCUCCACGCGCAGCUCAAACCGGCCCAAGCCACAUCCGCAGCCCAUCCCCACCGACCGGCCUCGCUGGGCCGCAAGUUUCGAUAAUGUUGCGAUUGUGAGGAUUCGUUCGACUACGUCCGUUCGUCUU
Triticum dicoccoides is the source of this 996-nucleotide messenger RNA. RefSeq lists its product as uncharacterized. Bases 389 to 967 code for a protein of 192 amino acids. The transcript is spliced from 2 exons. Lineage: Eukaryota; Viridiplantae; Streptophyta; Magnoliopsida; Poales; Poaceae. The record is from RefSeq and is a predicted model, not a curated record.